UACACUGAUUGACUAUGUUCAGACCCUCAGUUGAUUCACGAAGGGGUGGAGGAUCACUUAGUUUUGACCCGUUUUAUUUCUUACAGUCAUCACUGGAUACAAUACUAUGGUUUUGUUUGAUGGCAAGAGAUGCUUCUCAGGUAGUGAGGCAGACUUCAGCUCUUCCAGCAGCACAGGCAGCCUAAAGACCAGGGAGAGCCUCAUUUCUAACUCAGCUGGAAAGAAAGCUCCGCCACGGAAUCGCAGCACCCACAUCAGACCCCUCCCAGUGUUCAAACCAGCUGGAAGCCUGACAGCCAACCGUGACGCAGAGCUCUACGCUCCCUACAGGACUCCUCCCAGAGCUGCCUCCUCAAGCAACAGCAGCAGCUGCAACUCCAGCCCCACCUACAGAUCCCUGGCCAAAAGAAGAGCGAACCUGGUCCGCUACCAGUCCUGUGGAGACAACCAUGGUGUCAGACCCCCAAACCCUGAGCAGUACCUCACGCCUUUGCAGCAGAAGGAAGUGGCCAUCAGACACCUGAAGACCAAACUGAUGGAGUCUGAGAACAGAGUCCAUGACAGAGAAACAGAGAUUGAGGAGCUUAAGGCCCAGCUCUGCAGAAUGAGGGAAGACUGGAUUGAAGAGGAGUGUCACCGGGUGGAGGCUCAGCUAUCUCUGAAAGAGGCUCGCAAAGAGAUCAAACAGCUGCGUCAGGUGGUGGAGACCAUGAAGAGCAGCCUGAUGGAGAAGGAUAAGGGAAUACAGAAGUAUUUCAUUGAUAUCAACAUUCAAAACAGGAAGUUGGAGUCCCUGCUGCAAAGCAUGGAGCUCGCCCAGAGUGGUGCAAACCUCCAAGAUGAAAACACCUUAGACUUCAUCUGUGACAACCCUGACAGUGGUGGGAAGAAGAUGGUAGGAGAGGAAGAGGGUGGGAUGGAGCUGGGAGACCAAGGGGCAGAGGCGAUGGCAGACAGUGGGCUGCUGAUAAAUGAUGAGAUGGCUAACAGAGCGGACAUUUUGGAGCAGGUCUUCAUGUCAACUGCGGUGGACUUCAGUCAGGACGCUAGUGGCAAGCUGAGGGCAGAGGCAGAGUCUGGACCUGGGGUGUCUUCGCUGUCAGAGGAACAGUUUAUUGAUAAAUCUUCUGCACCCACACCAGCUCUACCAAACACAGUUCCCACCACCUUCACCAUCUCCUCAACCUCACCCUCCCAGCAGACCACAGAAGAUAAAGGAAUCCAGACCGACACAAUGCCCAUAUCUCCAGACCUGCAGGCGCUACUCCUCCAGCUGCUGAAGUUCCAUGGGGCUGCAGUGGGUGACAGAGCUCUGUCUGCCUCCAGCAGUCUUUUGGGCUUCCCAAACCUGCCCUCUUCCACUUCGACCACUGCCAUUCUCCCUGACUCGACACCUCCUCCACCCAGCGUGCCCAGUCCUGUUCACCCAGAGAGCCCCGACACCUCCACUGAUUCCGGCAUGUGCUGCUCGGAGCCUGCACAGAGCCGACGGUUCAUGGAGGAGCUGGACUUUGGUGUCAGUGACGAAGAACCUUGUCUGUCACCAGAACUGGAUGUGGUUGGCAAACAGUACUGGAGCAACAGCUUCCUGGUGGAUCUGGUCGCAGUGGCAGCCCCGGUGUUACCCACGGUGGCCUGGCUGUACUCACGACACGGUGUGGAUGGAAGCUCUCCAGUGUACAACAUUGCUGCUCUUAUCAGGGGCUGUUGCAUCAUGGGAUUGCAGUCUCUUCGUCAUGUCACUCACAGGCCAGAAGCAUAAUGGAUCCCAAUCUGCAUGCACACACCUAACCUUGAACUAAAAGCACUUAAGCAUCUUUUCGAGAGUAUUUGAGACUUGUUUUUGUUUGACACCUGAUAUCAAUGCAGUUAUUUUGGUUCCAACACUGUUAAUUUGCACUGUAUAGUUACCAUGAGUUGAAGCAAAAAUGGUGACACGAAAGGGAUUAUUUAUAAUAGGGGAUAUAUAUAUAUAUAUAUAAUAUAUAUUUAUUUAACAUUGACAUGUACAAGCUGAUCAUCUGGGUAGAUGGUUGUGUGUUAUCAUUGUCCUGUGGUGUCCCUAGCUGUCCUCGAGUUUUAAAAAAAAAAAAAAAAAAAAAAGUUCUUUAUGUUUAGGGGGAAAUUUUUAGAAAGUGAAAGAUUGAAUGUUAGUUUCUGUUUGACAGGUUCUGAAAUUUCAACUGUUUUGAGUUAUUGUUCAAAAAGAAACCUUAAGCCUUGAGCCAAAGCUUUAAUGUGAGUUCACUUUUAUUGUUUCGUGAAGGGUUUGUUUUUUUUUUUUUUCUUCUCCUCCUCUUCCCUCCCUGGGAGUACAGCUUUAUUCAGUACAGUCUGUGUAUUGUUCAUAGAAAAUAAGCUGAUGCUUCAAAGCAACUGACACUUGUUAUGUGCCUGCGCUAUGUGCAAUACUGGUGGUUUACAUCAAAUGUCCUUGUAUCUUUAUUAUUAAAGCAUGAUAAUUCUGGCCA
Xiphias gladius (swordfish) is the source of this 2471-nucleotide messenger RNA. It is a transcript of the gene sybu, whose product is annotated as syntabulin (syntaxin-interacting). NCBI's taxonomy places the organism in Eukaryota, Metazoa, Chordata, Actinopteri, Istiophoriformes, Xiphiidae. Gene Ontology annotation, biological process: axonal transport of mitochondrion; synapse maturation. The transcript has 5 exons. The record is from RefSeq and is a predicted model, not a curated record. Bases 107 to 1762 code for a protein of 551 amino acids. Gene Ontology annotation, cellular component: vesicle; cytoplasmic microtubule.